Molecule: messenger RNA, 594 nt
Organism: Aspergillus niger
Lineage: Eukaryota; Fungi; Ascomycota; Eurotiomycetes; Eurotiales; Aspergillaceae
Exons: 3
Coding region: 1-594 (197 amino acids)
Source: RefSeq, a predicted model, not a curated record
AUGGGUACAGAAUAUACUACCUCCACGACCGCUGGCUCUACCCCUGUUUCGUGUCGGUCGACGGUUUCCGGGCUGAUUAAUUCUGUCGUCCGGCUAUUCGGUCCUCGCGGCUUUCCUGGGAAAAGUCCUGGUGCCAAAACUGUCGCUGAUUAUUUAACUUCGGGAGAGGACCAUUGUUACGAUGAUCUUAGUUUGAGCAAAUUUUCCUUUCCCUUUCUUUUACCUUUCCCUCCCUCAUCUCGCCAUCUUUGUGCUCAAAUCUAUCCGGUUGUUCCCGUGACCUUCACAAACCUCACUUUUUUAACAACUACCAGACCUGGAGCUGCCAUUUGUGCCUGGUCCCCUCUUCUGAGCCUUGCUCAUCUUGCUGUGACCUGGGCCCGACACGACACCUACUUCUGUUUGUGUCCGAUCUUGUCAGCUUUUACUUGGUCGGUUGGGAUCUCGCCUGCUUUGUCGCAGUGUGUGCGUCACACGACUGUUGCUUCACUAGAGAUUGUCCGGACUCACGUCCGGGCACUGGAACCUCUCCUUCCUCCGAGCUUCCAUAUUAUUCCGCUCGACGUCAAGUUCCGGACAAUCAGCGAACUUUAA